UGCGCGGGUCGAUGACGUAUUUCCGCUUCCGUCACGGCGCGAUUUGAAGCGGGUGAGCAGCGCGACGCACAGACGUGAGAUGAUGUCAGUGGACCGAGCUGCUGCUGCUGCUGCUGCUGCUGCUGAUGAUGAUGAUGAUGGUCUUCCUCUCUCACUGACCCGUUCCUGGCCGUCGUCUCUCUCAGUGCUCUCAUCUUCUCGUCAGGUCACCGCUCAUCUCUACAGCUCUUUACAGCACAGCCGACAGCAGGAGGUCAAAGGUCACGCAGCCAGGCAGGUGUCGUUCGCUCUGUCCUCUCCUGAUCUCACUGCAGCCACGCCCCCUCUCCUCUCUCAUGGGCUGCAGGACCUCAGCCUGGACUCCGCCUCCUCGUGUGAUGUAAUUGGCUCAGGAGUGGAGGGGGUGGAGUCAGAGGCGGAUCUUCAGAACAGUCUGAGCAGAUCUGCACAGCUGACAAGCGGCAGGAAGCACAUAGAGGAAAUGGAGAAUGUAAGGACACACUUACAGUCCAUGCUGAGAAACACACCGACAUCAUCAGACAGACACGACUUUCUGGCCCCUGUGUCGCAGCACAUCCUGGAUGAUUCACACGAAAGUGACGCCACGUCACACCUGCUCAGUGCUGGGCUGUCUGUGGCUGGCGUGGAGCAGCUGUUCCCGCGGUAUUCCCGUCUCCAUGCAGACUGGAGCGGUGGUGUGUCGGAGCUGCAGGUGUUGAGAGAGAGUCUGGACCGAGAGAGAGAGCGCAGGAAGGUGUGUGAGCAGCAGGUGGCGUCUCUCCACAGUAAAGCUCUUCAGUUUCAGCAGCAGUUAACACUCGCUGUGGCUUCUGACCGCAAGAAAGACAUCAUGAUCGAACAACUGGACAAGACACUGGUGAAGGUGGUCGAGGGCUGGAAGAAACAUGAUCAGGAGCAAAACGAGGAGAUGAAACGCCUGCUCGAGGAGAAGGAGACCGCAGAGAGAGCACACAACACACACCAACAGGCUCUGUCUCGUGUCGAGCAGAAUCUCUCUCAGGUAGAAGAAACUCUACAGCAGCAGCAGAAACACAAGCAGGAGCUACAGAAGACCAACAAACACCUGGAGCAGGAGGCGUGUGAGCUGCGUCUGCGUGUGGAGGAGCUCCAGCAGGAGGAGCAGAAGCUGCGCAGAGAUGCAGACAGACUCCGAGAGCAGCUGCACAAGCUCCAGACGGAGUCACACCACACACACACACACACACAGCAGCUCCAGCAGCAGCUGCACACACACACGGAGCAGCUGAAACAGGAAGUGGCUGCGCGUGAAGAGGCCGAGAGCAGGACACGACAGAUACAGGAAGAGCUGGAGCAGAUCAGGAGAGAGAGAGACACGCUGAGAGUGGACCGGGCGCUGGACCAGAAGCGGUUCGAGGCGCAGAAGUCUCAGAUGGAGGCGGAGUUUCGUCUGUCGUUAGAGCAGCAGAUCAAUGAGAGACUGACGGCGGUACAGGAGGAGAACACGACACACAACACACACCUACGACAACAACACAGGAAGCAGCUGCUGGAUCUGAGUGCGCGGCACGAGCGGGAGCUGGCGGCUCAGCUGGAUCAGUUCAGAACACGGUUACAGGAGAAAGACGACAAACUGCAGCAUCUCACACACAGCUACCAGCACAAACUGUCAGAGAUGCAGGAGGAGCUGGUUUCCAUGGCAGCGUCUAAAAGGAAGCUGGAGAUGCAGAGGGAGGAGCUUGUGUCCCGCCUUCAGGGAAUGAUGCGCUCCCAUUGGGCGGAGGCUUUACGGCUGUUGACCAAUCAGGAGCAGAUGGAGAGUUUUUUAUCACCCGUCCCUCAGUGGGAAGCAUCUAAAACAUCCUCUUCUCCUCCUAAGAGUGACACACAAGCGUCAGCUCCGCGGGCCGUGGUUCUGCAUCUGUCUAGAGAGAGAGAGGAGCGAGGGAUGAGACCAGAGGAGAGAGAGCGAGGGAUGAGACCAGAGGAGAGAGAGCGAGGGACGAGACCAGAGGAGAGAGAGACAAGAGCACAUAGAGAAACGAGCUCACACUCAGAGUCUGAACUGUUGAACUGCAGCACUUCAUUCUGUCCACUGGAGCCAGUGCUGGAGCACACGGAUAUGACCGCGCUCAGUGACUGCAGUGGAUUGUGGGUCAGGCCUGUGUUCUCAGAGAAUGAAACGAUGAAUGAGAGGAACGAGGAACUGAAAGAAGCUCAAACGAAGCAGAUUCUCAAUCUGAAUCACAAUCAGUGUGAAUCCAGUCAGAUCAGAGUGAAGCAGAGCCACGCCCCCACAGAGACACGGACCAAUCACAGCGCCAGUGCAGAGAGUGGGCGGGGCAGGGGAGGGUCUUCUGGAGUGUGGUAUAGCAGUGAUUCAGAGAAAGCCCCGCCCAUCAGAGGUGAAGCUCCGCCCAGCAGGACAAGAGGUUCCUCUCUGAAUGAAGACAGACAGAGUGAGCUGCAGUAUUACGUGUCAAAGCUGCUGGAGCGUUCCCCUGGCGACCCUCUGGAUGAGCCAAUCAAAGAGCAUAAACACGAGACAGAGUGUCACAUGAGCGACCCGAGAGCAAACCUGGAGCAGAAACCAGAUCAAGAGGUGUGUGUGUCUCGACGCGUCCAGAGCAGAAGAUCUGUGGGCCGCAGAGGAGGAUCUCAGAGAGUCUGGAGAUGAAGCGCCGUUAUUUAUGUGCUAAUAUUUUAUUUGAAAUAAAAACUCCUCCGUUUUUAAAGGA
Messenger RNA from Carassius carassius (crucian carp), 2717 nucleotides. RefSeq names its product centrobin, centrosomal BRCA2 interacting protein (gene cntrob). The transcript has 19 exons. The record is from RefSeq and is a predicted model, not a curated record. The coding region runs from base 80 to 2656 and encodes 858 amino acids. Gene Ontology annotation, biological process: centriole replication; centrosome separation; mitotic cytokinetic process. Lineage: Eukaryota; Metazoa; Chordata; Actinopteri; Cypriniformes; Cyprinidae. Gene Ontology annotation, cellular component: centriole; centrosome.